This is a messenger RNA of Diatraea saccharalis (sugarcane borer), 2129 nucleotides long. The record is from the annotation of a GenBank genome assembly. Lineage: Eukaryota; Metazoa; Arthropoda; Insecta; Lepidoptera; Crambidae.
AGUCGUGAUCAGUCAGUAGUCAGGUCUAGUUGUGUCAAUAUGUAAAUUAUAAUUAGACAAACCUAAAAGUUAGCGGAUAUUGUGUCAUUCAACAGCUUCGAAAAAGCCAUAUUUUCAUUGAUUAUAGAAGUGAAAAUGGCAGAAAGCAAGAGCCCCGAAGAGAUAGAACAGCAAGUGGUGCAAUUUAAAGAAUGGAUCGUCAAUCAAUCGAGUCUGCCUACAAAAGAUUUAGAUGACAAACUCAUCAAACGGUUCCUACAUAGCUGCUAUUACAACAUCGAUCAGGCGAAGAGUGCUAUAGAACUGUUCUUCUCCAUCAGGUCUUCAAUACCAGAACUCCUCAACGACAGAGAUCCACUCUCACCACAGUUUCAGAGGGCACUGAAAAUUGUAAACGUAGCGCAGAUUCGAAUAUCGGGAAACCGAAAUCUAUGGGCGUGGCAACUAAACGAUCCCGGCCUGGAAGUUUUCGAUUACAUCCAAGACGUCAGGCUGUUCUUUUUAACCAUGGAUUCGUGGCUUCUAAACGAAGAACAUCUGGAAGAUGCCGACUUAGUGAUGCUUGACGUAAAAGAUAUAUCACUCAAGUUCUUAACCAAAUUCAACGUAUCCGUCGCCAAGAAAAUGUCAAAAUAUCAACAAGACGCUUUACCUAUUAGGUUGAAACAGAUCCACAUAGUGAACGCGCCGCCAUUCAUAGACAAGAUUUUCGGUCUGAUGAAGCCGUUUUUAAAGCAAGAAGUCACUGAAAUGGUUCAUUUCCACCCGCCUAAGUCGGACACGUUACUCAAUUACUUUGAUAAAGAUGACCUUCCCGAAGACUACGGUGGCACCAAAGGCAGAAUGGAAGAGCACAUGAAACGUGUUAUCGAUGUUGUGAUGAGCAAAAGGGAUGUUUUGUUGCGAAAUGACCUCUGGCGAUCUGAAAUGAAAAGUAAGAGUAAGAACAACGAAUCAUUAAAAGAUAUUGGCUCUUUCCGAACUCUUGCCAUCGACUAGUUUUAUUUCGUCCAAUUAGCGAUCUAAUUGUAAGGUAUUAAGGUUUAUAUCAAGUGUUACAUCAUGCAGAGCUGAUAUAAUAGUGAAAUAUAAUGUGUUUUUUUACUAAAUCCUAUGAAAACAUGAAAAACUUGCUAGAGUGAAAAUAUAAGACUAUAAAUGAUUUGAUACUAUUUUUAGAGCUUUUUUGAUAGUUUACAAACUCAGUUUUAAUAAGUAAAACUGUAUAAUAUUUAAUAACAAAAAUUGAUGUGUUAUUCCUAAAAGAAGCAUUUUGAGUAGGUGGAAACUUUGCAAUAAUGGAAUUACUAUUAAAACCAUAAUGAGUUCGCGUGUGUUCUAUUGAGACUAAUGAGUAAUUAGCAUUAUAGUUGAACGUGGUAAAGCGCAAAAGCAAAAGCACUUGCGAAGGUAAAGCGACUGUGAUAGCGAUGUAUGGAAUUACGUAACUCCUAAGGGACCGUCCAUUAAUCACGUGAGGCUCGAAAGGGGGGAGAGGGAUUCGUCAAAAACCACGAAAUAUCACAAAGGGGUGGGGGGGGUGGUGUAGUAAUAGAUCACGUGUAUUUAUUUUUUCCUCAAACGCGCGAUUAUUUAACCGAACAGCGACGUCAAAAAUUAAGAUUUUUUUGUUUUUUUUUUAAAUACACGUGAUUUGGUUGAAGGCUGUGGUUUAAGACUACCCGUCUUAAACCCUCACCAUGUAUCACCAAAGGGGAGGGGGGGGUCAAAAAAUGUUGAAAAAAACAUCACGUGAUUAUUGGACGGCCCCUAAACUAGCAAUCUCUUUCGGGAUGAAUGAUGAUUUGAAUGAUCAAAAAACACAAUAAAAAAUUUGUUAAACCCAUUGAAACAUUUCAGUUAGUAUUUAACUCUUUAGUUUGAUAUUUCUCAAUAUCUUUCAAAAAUAUUUGCGUCUAAAAUUAACGUUAAAUUAAUCGUUAAAUAUCUUGAAGUUCAUGAAUAUAAUUCAAAUGUCAAAUUGAAAAGGAACGCGAUCAUUUUAAAAUUAGACAAUUAGGCCCCUGACGUAUGACGUCACAAGUCUUUCAUUUUGUCUACAAUAGCGGCUUAAUUUAGAUGUCACAGAGAAGUAUAUUGUAGGUAUCUCAUUGUCAGGUAUAUAAAGC